Messenger RNA from Botrytis porri, 909 nucleotides. RefSeq lists its product as uncharacterized. The transcript has 2 exons. The coding region runs from base 1 to 909 and encodes 302 amino acids. The record is from RefSeq and is a predicted model, not a curated record. NCBI's taxonomy places the organism in Eukaryota, Fungi, Ascomycota, Leotiomycetes, Helotiales, Sclerotiniaceae.
AUGCUUGGUCAUCAUCUACGUACGAUUCCUUCGCCCUACACCUGUGUGCGAACUGCAAAUUGUGUUAUUUCUAGGCCAGGAGCAUUAGAGCCCGAAAGCCUUGUACCACUAGUCACAACCGGUAAUACGAUUCCUCUAACUCCUGCUAGCAAUUCAAGUCAAGUAGUCAUUAUUAACACCACACGAUCUCCUACGGAUCCAACUCCUCAAGCAGCAAGGACGGGUCCCUCGCCUGUUGUACACAUUCCUGCAAUUACAACUGCAGUGACGUUAACGGGGCCGACAGGACUUAGAAUUCAUAUGACGAUACCUGGUAGUGAAUUUGCUAGAUAUAUUGUGACAACUAUUCCUAACAGUAGGGUGACGUACGAGACAGUCGAUGGAUGUGUAGCAGACUCGAGAGCAUCAGGAGAAUCAGGAACGUCUAACUCGGUGGAUGAAAAGAAAUCUCUAGAGGCAGCGGUGCAGUCAACGUCGAGAGAACACUCACGACACGCAUCGCCAGUACAGUCGCCACCACAAGCAUCACGCUCGCCUCAACGACGUACAUGUCAACGUCAGCGAACUCCCCCAUUAUUCAGUACUGUGAAGAGAACGAUAAGAGGGACAUUAGCGGCAAAAAAGAAGAAAAGGAAGUGGUGUCAGAAACAGGUGAAGACAGCAAAGGAGUGGCUUCAAAUAUUGAUCAAGAAGUUUCGAAAGACAGUCCCAGUGCAAUCGCCACUACCAGAACCACUUUCAUCAUCGGCGCUAGCUCCAGCUCCGAAUCCAACUCAAAGUCCAACUCAAAGUCCAGCUUUAAUACCAGCCCCAGGUCCAACUCCAGGUCUGGGGUCAACGUCAGCUCUAGUUCAAGCCCCAGAGCAAGCUUCAGAGCACCCCCCAAGAAACGAAAGUAUAGAAAAUUAA